UUCAGUUGAAAGAAUUUUUUACGUUGUAUAGUUGUGUACGACGGUCGUUUCGGCGCGAAGGAAUAGUGGGCAUAGCUAAAAUGCUGUACAGCUAAAAAGUCAAAAUUUUUAUUAUAAAAUUGUAUAAAACGGCAAUGAAAGCAAACACGAAUUUAUCCAAUAAGCUAUUACAACAAGUAUCUAUAUAUCAAUUCGGACUGCGGUCGCGUGCGUACGCGGGAGAAAAGUGAAAUUAUUUACUAUUGGCCAUUUAACUGUGUGCGUGCCUCACAAGAGCCGAAUAAACUGUUCCAGGGCGUAGGCGAGCCUUGUAAAAUCAGCACGAAACUGGCUCAAAACGAUAAACUAAGCUUCUUCCUCAAGAACAUGGAGGAAGAAGAGGAGGAGGUGACUGAUCUGAAGCUGCAGUUAUUCCACAAUACAGUUCGGGAACACAUUAUAUUUUUGCUUCUCAUCAUUUUGCUCUACUUUAGCUCCUAUGUGAUCGUGUCUCGCUUCCGACGACGCGAUCGCGACGAUCUCUACUCAAACGACGAGGACGAAGUUCUCGUCUAUCGCAUAAGCUUUUGGUUGUGCACCUUCACGUUGGCCGUGGCUGAGGGUGCGGCUAUGCUCCUGCCCGUUUCCAUAGCAAGCAACGAGGUGCUGCUACUGUAUCCCAACAGCUACUACGUGAAGUGGUUGAACAGCUCCCUAAUACAGGGUUUGUGGAAUCAUGUGUUUCUCUUCUCGAAUCUGUCGCUGUUCAUCUUUUUGCCCUUUGUGUAUCUGUUCUCUGAGUCGACGGGCUUCGUGGGCCACAAGAAGGGCAUCCUGGCCCGAGUCUACGAGACGUUCAUAGUUUUCGUUCUCAUGGCCAUCAUUGUGCUGGUGCUGACCGCCGUACUGAGCGCAGUGUUUGGCAUUGAAAAGUUCCAGUUCUUUUGGUUUCUAAAUUUGGGCAGUGUUCACCUGCCGUUCCUUUAUUCGUGUGUCUCAUUUCUGGGCGUAAUGCUUAUGCUGAUUUGCACGCCGUACGGAUUUGUGCGACUCUUUGGGGUUGUCAACCAGGUGCUGGUGCGGCCCAUGCUGCUGCGUGACGUGAACGAGGAGUUCAGCGCAUUCUACAUGGAGGAAGCGAGCGUAAAGCGCAAGCUCGCCAACAUUGAGCUUCAAAAUGUGAGCAUUUUGGAUGCGACGAACGGGACUCGUCUGCCCAAGACCAAUGGCAUUGGUCGCCCACCGAGCUAUCUGCCGCAGCCGCUGCUGCAACAUUCCCUGGCGCAUUUGUAUCAGCGCAAAACGCUUAACGGGAAUGUCGACGAGCAUCAGAUGCUGAACGAAAGACUGAGAGAGCUGGACAGUGAGCGCAAGGAGUUGGACAAGAUGCGCAAGUCGAGCACCUUUCAGCGCACUUUCGUCUAUCCGCUGGCCAUGCUGCUGCUGCUCUUCUGCACGGCCGUCACAAUACUCCUGGUGGUGCAGAACACAUUGGAGCUGCUCAUAGGCAUCAAGGCGCUGCCGCUGAGCACAAGGCAAUUUACUUUGGGCAUUUCGUCGCUUUCGAAACUGGGGCCUGUUGGCGCCGGCAUGGAGGUGUGCCUAAUUUUCUAUCUGGGUGCCACCUCUGUGGUCGGCUUCUAUAGCAUGCCUUUUAUGAGCAACGUGCGCCCGAAACGUCGCCAAACGUCGCUGCCGCAGCUGAUGUUAAAUUGCGGCUUCAUGCUAGUAUUGUCCUCGGCACUGCCGCUACUAAGCAGAAUCAUAGGCAUUACCAACUUCGAUUUGCUGGGGGACUUUGGUGCCAUCGAGUGGCUGGGCAACUUUCAAAUUGUCUUGCUGUACAAUCUCGUGUUCGGCACAACGACUGCACUCUGCCUGGCCAAUAAGUUUACUGCGACGGUGCGACGCGAGCUACGUGCACGGUUAGUGGAGAACUAUGUGCUCUUUACUAACUACAUGAGCUUCAUCAACUGAUAUUUAAGACGGCGACGCAACAAAAGCUCAACCUGGCAGCGCCAGCGCUACGCUGACCAGCUGCUCAGGCGCUUUGUUGAGUCGCCCCUGAAGAGUCUAACUAGUUUAUAUGCCAAUUACUACGACCUGAGUCGUAAAAGUAAACGCAGUAAUACCACCGCUAGUCGCCAGGCAAACCAGAUGGACUGUUGAGAGAAAUGUGGAGGUGAACCUUCCAGCAUGAAUAUAAUACACUUUAUACAGAACUGAUAUUGAUAUUUAAAUGUGGCGCUGUUUAUCGUUGUGCUUAAUUGUUGUAGUUAAUAGGGUCCCCAGAGGUGUACGUGCCGCAUUUCAAUUUUGUGUUCCCCGUUAAUGCGCGUACACCCAUCCCCACCACACAGACAUACUCGCACACAUUCAUACAAUAUUCACAUACGUGAACAUCUAAAAAAUGUAAUUUUAUAUACAAUCUUCGUGUACAACAUAAACUGCUGUCAACAGAAUAGGUUUAGGCUAAAUUGUAGGCGUUUUUGAAAAUUUUAUUAGUC
Messenger RNA from Drosophila navojoa, 2486 nucleotides. It is a transcript of the gene lili, whose product is annotated as LMBR1-like protein lilipod. NCBI's taxonomy places the organism in Eukaryota, Metazoa, Arthropoda, Insecta, Diptera, Drosophilidae. Gene Ontology annotation, molecular function: transmembrane signaling receptor activity. Gene Ontology annotation, biological process: signal transduction. Gene Ontology annotation, cellular component: plasma membrane. The record is from RefSeq and is a predicted model, not a curated record.